Messenger RNA from Raphanus sativus (radish), 2326 nucleotides. Its product is annotated as formin-like protein 20. NCBI's taxonomy places the organism in Eukaryota, Viridiplantae, Streptophyta, Magnoliopsida, Brassicales, Brassicaceae. The record is from RefSeq and is a predicted model, not a curated record. The coding region runs from base 1 to 2115 and encodes 704 amino acids. The transcript is spliced from 7 exons.
AUGUCGUUGUUCCGACCAUAUAUCUACAAAAAGCAUCCGGAUUGUCUUCUAGAGAUCUCAGAGCGUGUCUACGUUUUUGACAGCUGUUUAUCAAACGAUGUAGUCAUGGGAGGAGAUGAGUACACACUAUACUUGGUUGACGUGGUAUCACAGCUGCAGGAUCAUUUCCCAGAAACUUCUUCUUGUGUCUUGGUGUCUAAUUUUGGAGAACAACGGAGUCAAAUAUCAGACGUCUUGUCUCAUUACAACAUGACUGUAAUGAAUUAUCCUUGUCACUACAAGAGUUGUCCGCUUUUACCUCUUGAGAUUAUCCAUCACUUUUUAAAAUUGAGCGAAAGCUGGUUAUCAUCACCAUCACCAUCAUUUGGAGAUCAACGGAAUGUCCUGCUGUUGCAUUGUGAAAGAGGUGCUUGGCCUCUUCUUGCUUUUAUGUUAUCAGUACUUCUAUUAUACAGAAAGCAGUAUCAAAGCGAGGAGAAGACUCUUGAGUUGGUAUAUAAGCAUGCUCCUGAGGAGCUUCUUCAUCUGUCCUCUCCGUUAAACCCGCUUCCUUCUCAACUAAGAUAUCUUGAAUACAUUUCUAGAAGAAACUUAGACUCUGACGAUUGGCUUCCUGUAGACACACCUCUUCUUUUGGAUUGCUUGGUUCUCAGAGAUCUCCCUCGUUUUGAAGGGAGAGAAGGUUGUAGACCAGUGUUAAGGGUUUAUGGUCAAGACCCUAGAAACCGUUCCAUACUUGUCUUCUCAACGCCAAAGACAAUGAAACAAACUCGCCUUUACCAACAGGAAGAAUGUAACCUGGUGAAAUUAGAUAUCAAGUGCCGUGUUCAAGGGGAUAUUGUUCUGGAAUGUAUACACUUGCAUGAUGAUUUGGUACGUGAGGAGAUGGUCUUUAGAAUCAUGUUCCACACAGCAUUUAUACGUGGUAAUGUUUUAAUGGUCCAACGCAAUGAGAUAGAUGUACUUUGGGAUGCCAUGGACCAGUUCCCAAAGGAAUUUAAGGCAGAGGUACAUUUUUCUAGCACAGUCCCACCUCCUCCAAUGUGUAGAGGAACAACACCAACACCUCCUCCACCUCCUGGUAGUAGAGGGCUUGAGGCAUCCCCACCUCCUCCACUUCCAAAAGGAGCUGCAGUUGAUCUCAAGGGUACACAAAGAAAGUGUGGCCUUCUAUGUCCAAUGUAUGGACCACCGCCGCUGCCACCACCACCUCCACCUCCAACUAUGCGUAGAGGAGCCUCACCUUCUAAUACUCCUCCUCCUCCCAUGAAGCCUGGAAACCCCCCACCGCCUCCUCCACCUCCUGGUUAUAGAUGGCCUAGGGUACCGCUACCUCCAAUGUUUAGAUUAAAACCUCUGUACAUUUCUAGAAGACCCAUAGCCUCUGAGUGGCUUCCUUUAGACACGCCUCUUCUUUUGGAUUGCUUGAUUCUCAGGGGUCUCCCACAUUUUGAAGGGAGAGAAGGUUUCAGACCAAUUUUAAGGGUUUGUGGUCAGGACCCUAGAGCCAUAGCCAACAAGAGCUCCAUAGUUCUCUUUUCCACUCCAAAGUCAGAGAACCACACUCAUCUCUACCAAAAUGAAGAGUGCAUCCUGGUGAAAUUAGAUAUCAAGUGCCUUGUUCAAGGGGAUGUUGUUCUGGAAUGUGUAAUCUUGCAUGAUGAUUUGGUUCGUGAGGAGAUGAUCUUUAGAAUCAUGUUCAACACAGAAUCUGUACGUGGCAAUAUUUUAAUUGUUCAACCCGAUGAAAUGGAUAUCCUUUGGGAUGCCAAGGACCAGUUCCCAAGUGAAUUUAAGGCAGAGGUACUCUUUUCUGGAGCUGAUGCCAUGGUGUCUACUACUAUCGCUGCAGCUCUAGUGUCAGAUGAUGAGAACGAUUUUGAUAUUACUUCACCUGAAGAACUUCAUGGGAUAAAGGAGAUUUUUAGCGAUGUGAUUGGUGGCACUGCUUCAGAUGAACCCAGUGAGGUUCUUGAUUCAAAUCAUAAAGAUGGUAUGCAUGCAGAGACUAGCAAGAAGGGUCCUACUCCAAUGCGUAGAGGAGCACCAAUACCUCCUCCACCUCCUAGUCGUAGACUGGCACCGCCACCACCUUCUGGUGGAUCUUUUCCAUGAUGGUUCAGCGCUAAACCAUCAAUCAAACCGAGUGAAGAAACCAAACUCAGAGUACCAAGAUUAACUGGUUUGUCUGAGUGCAUGUUUUAAUUGUUGUUUUCUUUGUUUCAGCAAAUAAUAAAAGAUGUGAUUUUCUUCCUAAACUUUAGGACCAAAGCACACUUCAUGCUCACAUUUCAUUUUCACUGUUUUCUUUAAUUCCAUGUUCGCA